UUUAAAAUACUGAAAUAUUAUUAAGUUAAUAUGAGCGAGGAAGAGAAAUCUAUACACUCCAGUCAUGGUAGCCCUCCAGCCCCGAAACGUGCGUGGAAUGAAGGAGAAGAAGAAUCUGAAGAGGCAGAUCAGGCAGAAGAUAGUAAACAGCCUGAGAUAACACCAAUGAAGGACUCUGAAAGACAAAAAGAAUUUAAUUAUGACUCAUUUGUUAAGAAAAAGAUCAAUAGUCUUUACUCAGAAGAAGCUGAAUCUGAUAAUGAGGAGAAACCAGCUCCAUUCAAAAAGAUUGUAACCUUGGAUAGAAUAGAUCAUGAAUAUCGGAGUGAAAAAUCAUCUAUUCAAAAUGAAGCACGGUCAGGGAAAUCUUCCAAACAUCAAAUUCAAAACUUUGAUCCUUCAGCAGAAGAAGCUAAUGAUCUAGAAGAGUCAUUAGAGUCUCGUUCUGAUGACUUCUCCUCUUCAAGUGAAGAACAGAAAGAGGUUAAGGAGAAAAUUGCUAAGACCAUGGAUCCUAAUAAACUUGAUGCUGAAAUUGGAGAUGAUGCUGCUAAUCUCAUUGAGUUUCGAAAAAAUAAAAGUACUCCUCCAAACAAAAAGCUUGAUGGAGAGCAUAAACCUGCUGCAAAGAAGAUCUUCCUGGAAAAUGAUCGUGAUGAUGAGUACUUCGAUGAGGAUAUUGACAAAGAAAAGAUGACCUCUAUGAGUACUGCCAACAUGACUACGUCAAUGAUAGAGAGGAAGAAAAAAAAAUAGGAAGUUAGGCUGCUGUAGGAACAAAUUGAGAAGGGAUGCUCACAUUCCGAAAUGACUUAUACUCCCAAGUGAUAUUUACAAGCAAUACUGGGAUAUAUUUACAAGUAUACUGGUCAUUUUGAUCUCCUUCAUUGUUCCAUACAGGGUCGCCUUCAUUGAUGAGGAAGAGACUGACGAGUGGACUUAUAUCUUAUUGUCCCUUGAUUGCUGCUUUUUCAUAGAUAUCUGCCUUAACUUCUUCACUGUGUAUAUUAAUGAAAACAGAGAGCACGUGGUGGACCACAAGUUAAUCAUCAGACAUUAUGUCUUCACUUGGUUUUUUGUUGAUCUGGUAUCUACUAUUCCAUUCGGAAUGAUACUGAAUGUUAACAGUUAUAACUCAUUGGCUAGGGUUUCUAGAGUUUCAAGAAUAUAUAAAAUUAUCAAGAUCAUUAGGCUAACAAGAAUGCUCAAAAUUGCAAAGGAAAGAAGCAAAUUAUCUAAAUAUCUCAAUGAAGUCCUGAGCUUCAGUAUUGGGUUUGAAAGAUUCAUAUUCUUCUUGGUAUUCAUGGUCAUAUUUGUCCACCUGGCAGCCUGAGCUUAUAUGUUCAUUGGAGGAUUUACAUCAGAUGAAAUUGAAUCUUGGUAUUUUCAAAGAAGCAUUCAAGAUGAUUCAAAUUUCGAUCUCUACGUCACCUGACUCUAUUUCGUGUUUACAACUAUUACCACAGUUGGAUUCGGAGAUAUUAGUGGAGGGACGAACGAGGAGAGAAUUUUCUGCACAUUACUCAUGAUCCUUGGGGUUCUCGCAUUCACCUUUACCACCUCUUCCUUAUCAACACUGAUCACAAACAUGGAUUCCAGAAAUGCAAAGCUUAAAACCAGGAUUUCUCAGUUGAAUGCUCUAAACGCUAAAUACAACUUGUCCCUAAGACUGUACCACAAGAUAGAGAAAGUGCUAAAAUUUGAUCACAGUAAAUCAGAAACUUUUGAGAUCUCCUUCCUGAACGACUGCCCUCAAAGACUCAAAAUCGAGCUGAGCUUCUGUAUGUACAAGACAUAUAUUGAGAAGCUUCCAUUUUUCCAAGAAAAAAACGGACAUUUUAUUGCAUUUGUAUGUCCAACUCUGACACCUCAGUUCGUACAUGAGGAAGAGAUUAUUUACAAAGAAGGAGAUAUUGUAAAUGAGAUCUACUUCUUACUCUCUGGAAAGGUCGGUAUGGUCCUCAGUAUCGAGGCUAAGAAACAUCCUUACAUGUACAUAGAAGAAGGUCAUUACUUCGGAGAGAUAGAUAUGCUAAACCACACUGCUAUAGGCUCUAAGAAGUCAAAGAAAGUAAAACUUGAUAAGAAGAGAAACUUUACAACAGUUGCUAUUACCAAUUGUGAACUCCUCCUGUGGAGUAAGAAGAACAUCUACCUUGCUGAUAGUGAGUUCGAUGACGUUAUUCGUAGCAUUUUUGAGACUGCAGAGAGAAGGUACCUCAAAGCAGUUGCUGCCAAGAAGGAAGCUUUUGAGUAUUAUAACUCUCUACAACAUAAGAAAGAACUUGGAUUCACUCCUGUGGUGACCAGAGCCCAAGAGCCCAGUGAGAAUAUCUUCCAAAACAGGAAAAAUUAUUAUAAUGAUGAUGAAGACGAAGUCAUUAUGGAAGAAUUUGAUGAUUUUGAUGAAGAUGAUGAUGGAAAGAAUGAAAAGAAGAAAGAAGAUAAGCAAAAGAAGAACACUGAAAAGAGAAAUCUAUCUCCUGAAAACCGAAGGCUCACUAAACCUAGACUUCAGACAAGUGCAGCAGAUUCUCUUGGCACUCCAAAUAACAAGAACUUAUUUAACGCUAGUUUAAAGAAACAGAACAAAGGAGUAUUGGGGAGAUCUCUUCAUAAGAAUCAUUCUACAAACUUGUUCAGUGGGAAAAAGGAAUACUCAGGGAUGCCUUAUUCAGGUAGCUAUUUAGACAAUGACUCAGCAUCCUCCUCUGCUGAUAAUGAAGAGCUUAAGAAAGAGCUAGAACAGAAGGACAGAGACUUGAAGAUAGCAAGAGCAGAGAUAAAAUCAAUGGAGAAGAAAAUUAAAUACCUCAUGGAAGGAUAGAGAGGCUAAACUAAUGAAGAUGAGUAGGAUAGACCUAUUAAAUAAUCUUAAAAAUUAGAGCAUUGUGCACUU
Molecule: messenger RNA, 2899 nt
Organism: Moneuplotes crassus
Lineage: Eukaryota; Ciliophora; Spirotrichea; Euplotida; Euplotidae
Source: the annotation of a GenBank genome assembly